AUGGGUGUCAACCGAACGAACAAGAUCAACCGCUACCGCAACACCGAGCGACGGCGCCAGGUCUCGCGAGAGAACUCGCCCGUACCCGGUAAAGUCCAGCUCUCGGCCGACAUCAAGAAGCGCUCGCACAAGCGCCGUAGCCACUGGCACCAGGUUCGGCGCAGGGCCCAGCAGCGAGCACAGGCAUGGGCGACGAUCGCUCAUAGCACGCAUGACAUCGUCUGCGGCAGCGGCAGAUACAUCGAAACCCGCCGCUGCAAAGUGAAGAUGCCGUUCGCUGACCCUAUAGGUGAAUCCGGCACUGGACCCUCUCGCCAAGCAGUCCGCGAGGAACUGCUUCAUAUCGUGCAUCAUGUUGCGGACCGUAUCGCUGACUCGGUCGGUCGCACACAGAUAUUGUAUGACGAUACGCCGCUCCCGAUCGAUUACAAGGUCGUAACGGCUAAGAAGGGAAGAACGACUGUCAGGUUCACUGGCAAGAGUACCCUUGCUUCUGCACGCGGAUCUGCCGCGCUCAAGCCUCGCGAAUGGGGCACGGCUCCACCCUCGCGCGUCGCGAUACUGACGCCGAUGCCCACGACCCAGUCCCCAGCUGCAGCCCUCGACCCAUCAUCGACACUCGCCCGCAACACGAGUUACCGCGCCACCCUCACCUCGGCAAUGGGUGAGCUCUUCCUUGCUACAGCCCAGGACCCGUCUUCAGGCAUGCUCUACGCUCCCGAUGUACUCGGCAUCCGCCGUGACGAUAACGACUCGCUCAACCAAUCAGAGCCCGACUUCGACCCCUACCUUCACGGUGAAAGGCUGAGCGACGAUGAUACACGCGAGUUGCUCCAGCCUGUUGCCGUGGACCGGUCGAGUCAUAAGGCGUUGGGUGCGCUGGUCGCGCCUUACGCUGUGAACGUUCUUGCGUUCCCCGUCAGCGGCACCGCUCCGAUAGGUACCGCUGACUCAUCAUUAUCUCCACUGUCCCCUUCCCGUGCGCUUGAGCGCGCACUUCAAGUCUGUGCAGGCACAGGCAACCGUGUUGUCGUGUUUGAUGGCUCGCGCACGGACGUUCGUGAGGCCGCUGAGCUUUUGGCGUGCUCGGCGGCCAAGUUCAAGAACGUGUUUGAUCAGAUCGUGUUCGCUGGUCUUGGCGAUGCGUCGAGGAGGAAGUUCAGACAGGCGUUUGAGAUGAGGAUUCUUGAGGAUGAGCUUGAUCUUGCGCUUGAGGAUAGCGGAGAGGAGGAGGAUGAGGACGAAGAGGAGAUGGAGGAGGUUGUUGUUUGA
Messenger RNA from Peniophora sp. CBMAI 1063, 1272 nucleotides. NCBI's taxonomy places the organism in Eukaryota, Fungi, Basidiomycota, Agaricomycetes, Russulales, Peniophoraceae. The record is from the annotation of a GenBank genome assembly.